UGUUGGGUUGAAGAGGAUACACUAAUUGUGUGGAGAUCAUGACUGCCUGGGUCUAGGAAAUUGUCCUGGGGGUUCACAGAGACCCCUUUCACUUUACAUUUUCUAAGCUUUUCCUCAGAAGGGAGAGAUGAGAGCCAAUAGGCAAGGAUAGGAGGCGCAAGAGGGAUAGAAUUGUAAGAGGAGGGACAGACCUAAGUAGCUGGAGAGGCGGUCCCUGCCCAGGUCCCACCCUCCUUCCCUUCAUAUAGUUGUGGUUCUGUCCAGUGGACUACUGCCCUUCCCUCUUUAUUUGGACACAGACAUGGCUCCCAGCCCUCGGUAAGGUCAUGGGACACUGGGUGGGUUAGACUUAAAAGGAGGAUUUCUGGGUCUGCCCUGAGGUAUGAACUUUUUGGGAGUCCAUCUGGGAUGGAGGUCUGGACAUGUGUAGCACCAGAGCCACUUGACCCUCCAAGUAACUCCCCCUAUUCCGAUCUCAGGUUCUUGCUACCUGUCUCUUUGCUGAUCUUGUUUCUGGCUCUAGUGGCUGCAGAAGAUCACUUGGUUUCCACUCUGAAGACCCUGUAUGAAGUGGAAGCUCCGUUGUCAAACAAGCGUACCCUGCAGAUUCAGGGUGAAAGUGAGGGAAAUACUUUAGAGUCUGAGUUCCAAGACGAACCUGACUCUGACUCAAGCGAGGAUCAAGGAGGUGAGGAUCUCGGAGACGAGGAUGAAGACGAGAAUGCACCAGAAGAAGAAGAGGAAGAGGAUUCCCCCUUCCAGAAGGCUGGAGGUGAGCUCGGCACUCUCCGCCUGGACCCCAUGGGAAGGGAAUGUGCCUAUGAAGCUGCUGCAAGGAGCCUUUGCUGAGAAUAAGUCUCUGGUUCUUCUACUCUGUUUUUUGCCCCCACUUUAUUCCUGGGCAAUAGCUCUAUCUCCUCAAUAAAUGCAUCCAAAAAAAAUUCCUGGCCUUAGCAGGACUGGCUGUGGACUAGGGACAGGGGUGUUUGACUUUAGGUUAAAUUGGCAUCCAUCCAAUUUGAAGGCAUCCACUGCCUGGUGGGAGUCUAGUGGCCCAAUCGGUUAGUAGCAGGAGGUUGGAGGGAGCUCAGAUCAGUGUGAUUGGCAUGCUCUUGUCAAUUGGGAAAUUUCUUCACCCCCAAAGGGCAGAAGGAUGAAAUACAGAAUAAGCCUGUUAAGAGGGAAAUUACAGAAGUGUCGGGGUAAAUCCUGGUUAAAACAUCAUGAACUUAUUCAGUGAAAUUAAUCCUAUAAGAGAAAUGGACAAAGAAGGGAGACCAGAACAGCCUGAAAGAGAAGGUGGGGGUGUAGGAGAACAAGGAAUUUGGAUCUAGAAGACCUGCUUAUGAAUCCUGGUUCCCCCUACUAUGCUUUGUGACCUUGGGUGGGUCACUCAGGAUCAGAGGAUUUAGAGAAGGGAUUUGGUAAUCUAGGACACAUUUUUUUUUUUUUUUUCCUUUAAAGAUGAAGACAUCGAGGUCUAGAGUUAAAGGACUUGUCCCAAGAUCAUACAACUAAUCUGGAGCUCAAUGACUUUCACUGGUUGCUUCUUGCUCUAAAUUCUAUAACGCUGGGGAGGUGUGUGUGUAACCCUUCAAACACCCUGCCCUGAGGGAGCACAGAAAAACCUACCAGGACCCGGCACCUUCCCCCUCUCAGCAGAGACCACUUGCCUGUUCUGGUCUCCCCAGCUGAUGCUCAGCCCCUGCCUCUUGCUUCCUUCCCUUCCUGGCCUCCCUCUCCAAAUACUGAAGUCGUCUUAGCACCCUCAGCACAGACGGAGUUCAGGGUAACCCACCCCCCUUUCCCCACAUGCCAGGAAUAACACUCCCCAUUAGCUGAGAAACCACAGCCAUAUAGCCUGUCUGUUUAUAGAUCUGUCUGUCUGUCUUCAUAUAUAUAUA
Molecule: messenger RNA, 1904 nt
Organism: Gracilinanus agilis (Agile Gracile Mouse Opossum)
Lineage: Eukaryota; Metazoa; Chordata; Mammalia; Didelphimorphia; Didelphidae
Product: nucleolin-like
Exons: 5
Coding region: 409-849 (146 amino acids)
Source: RefSeq, a predicted model, not a curated record